Molecule: messenger RNA, 3292 nt
Organism: Equus caballus (horse)
Lineage: Eukaryota; Metazoa; Chordata; Mammalia; Perissodactyla; Equidae
Gene: BLOC1S6
Product: biogenesis of lysosomal organelles complex 1 subunit 6
Biological process (GO): intracellular transport
Cellular component (GO): transport vesicle; BLOC-1 complex
Source: RefSeq, a predicted model, not a curated record
CUUCCGGUGCGACCGUCGCUUCUGUCCGGCCGGGCGCUGGAUGCGUUCGGUUCCUCCUUCCUGCAUCUGACAGUCUACACAGCUGCCCCUUGCCUGUUACCAGCGGAAGGGACAUGAGCGUCCCUGGGCCGUCCCCCCCGGACGGGGUCCUGACAGCGCCGCCGGACUGUCUGGGGGCCGCGGAGCCUACGCUGGGUUUAAGUGACACUUCUCCAGACGAAGGGUUAGUAGAGGACCUGAUGGUAGACGACAAAGCUGUGGAGCAACUGGCUGAAGGAUUGCUUUCUCACUACCUGCCCGAUCUGCAGAGAUCCAAACAGGCCCUCCAGGAACUCACACAGAACCAAGUUGUCUUAUUAGACACACUGGAACAAGAAAUUUCAAAAUUUAAAGAAUGUCAUUCCAUGUUGGAUAUUAAUGCUUUGUUCACUGAAGCGAAACACUAUCAUGCCAAGUUGGUGAAUAUAAGAAAAGAGAUGCUGAUGCUUCAUGAAAAGACAUCAAAGUUAAAAAAAAGAGCACUUAAGCUGCAGCAGAAGAGGCAAAAAGAAGAGUUGGAAAGGGAACAGCAACGAGAGAAGGAAUUUGAAAGAGAAAAGCAGUUAACUGCCAAACCAGCUAAACGGACGUGAGGAGUCGGACGUGUGUGUGUGUUCCUUCCCCUAUCCUGUGUUCUUUGGAUGUAAGAUGACUUAAGUGGUGACUGAAGUUAAAGUGGUGCCUUAUACCAGUGUGUCACAUUUUGAAAUCCUUUUCCCAGAAGCCCUGUGUCUGCAUAUCUUCAUUUCAGCCUUUAAAGAAGCUUGUUUUCUAAGUAGAAGACAUAAUGUGUGUUGGUUUGGAUAUUUAUAUGUAACUUUUUCAACUUCUCUUUUGCUUAAUUUUAAGAUUCCUUAUUUUGGCUUUGAAUCAUUUAUAAACUGGAGAAUGGUUUGAUUGUUUUAAUAGUCUAGACUCUAAGUGGUUAAAAAUCAGUGUGAAUUUUUUAGGUUCUUAAUAAGUGUGGAUUUAAAAGUUACAGUUUCUUAUUUUAUGAAACGACUUGCCUUUCUGGUGGUACAUUGCUGGAUUUUGGCAAUUGCCUUUUCAUUACUUGGUUAAGAAGAAAUGCCAACUGGUUAAUCACGUAGGCCACUGGAAAAGAGGUGGUGUAAGCCCUUGUGCAGAACAUGCUAGAAAGUGUGCACACAGGAAAUAAUAGCGUCUUAGACAUGGGAUAGGUGAGCAAGAUGCCAGAUUCGGCUAACUGUGUGCUCUGUCUGCUUCUUAGCAUUGUUGUUGCUGUUUAGUUCUUACGAAACUUCUGGGUUCAAAGGAGAUUAUAUCUGUUCCUAAAGUGUGGCAGUGGUGGUGGAACUGUCACACACAAAUGCUUAAAUAUUUGUAAUACUUAGUAACUGAGUUGUCACACACUGAGAUACAGUUGUCAGGUUUAUCAGAGGAGCAGCCCAUCUUUCCAAAUGGGAGGUCUCAUCGCUGGUUCUGUCUAUCCUCUGAUUGGCUGUGUGGCCUUAAUGUGGUUACUUUUUUGUGCUUUUAAAAAAUUCUUGAAGUAGAAUGGUAUAUAUCAACUGCCCAUUCUGUAGAUAAUGACAGGAAUGGUGAAAAAUUAGUAAAUAAUUUCUACACAAAAGAGGCAGCAUGAUACCUUUAGUGUUUUCUAGAUUUUUCCGUCCAGUAUUAUAUGUAGAAACUUAUUAUGUGAGGGAAAUAUUAUGAAGUUUCAUUGUUUAAUAUUGAGAGUAUGUUAUUCACUGUUUUAGUAUUAUUUAACACCCAACUGGUCUUCAGUCUCUGUUCCAUAGAGACUGUACAGAACCUGUAAGGCUGUAUGAUUAGAAUGUGUAUCUGUUAUGAUCUGCAUUACAUUUUUGGUAAGCUGGAAUCACUACCUCUGAUCACCUCUCAGGCUAGUUAAUGAUGGAGAGGGCCUUGGAUUUAAGUUGAGUGCUAAGAACUGGUCUGUUUAAAGGUUUAGUUUGUUUGAAAGCCUUCGCCUUCUUUAUGAAUGAAUUAUGAUCUCACACUUCACUUGACUUUGACCUUAUAUUUAAGAAUAUAGAUAUAUUUUACUUAAAAAGGCUAUGUGUUCUCCUCAAACACUAGCUGAAACUCCUAGGGCAGGAUUCAUUAGAACUUGCAGGACAAUGUCACCUAAAUUGCUGAAUGUACUCAUUUAAAAUCUAACAAAGGCUGUGCGUUGUUUCUCAGAGUGGUUUGUGGACCAACUGCAAUGAUUAUUUAAAAUGCUGCCUCCUGGACACCACUCUCAAUCCACCGAAGCAAAUGUUUGUUUGUUUUGCCUUUUUUUUUUUUUAAAGUUUCCCCAAGUGAUUCUGAUGUACCUUAAAAGUUGAGAACCACUGCACUGGUCUGGCUUUUCUAGGUCAGAGGUUCCCACACUAAACUGCAUAUCAUUAUCACCUGGGAACUUUAAAAAAAAUACUGACAUUCUGGAAGAUUCUUACUCAUUAGUUUGGUAGGGGAGACUCAUGUAAAUUUUAAAGAGCUCCAUGGAUAAUUCUGAUGCAAAGAACCACCAGUCUAGACUAUCUAGUGUUAUAUUUGUAAGUAGUGAAAUAGUUUCAAAGCUACCCAGUAACUCUUGGGAUUAAUCUUAUGAAAUAAAUUCUGAAUUGCUGCUUUUGAUAUAAAGUCGGAUUUAAGACUGAAAUAGAUAGCAGGCAGGACAUAGAUAUAGAAUUCUGGUUAAUUAAUUGAACUUUGGUGACCUGUAUUAAAAUCACGUUUAUCAGAUGAAUGGGAAGGCACAUAGAUACUUUUAGAAUUGUAUUAUUUGGGUUUUGAAGAUGUUUUAAAGUGUCAAGAAUGUAUGUUAGCAUCUACUUUUUUAGGUCAAUUGUAAGUGAGAAGUACUGUUACUCUAGUAAUUAAAACCUAAAACUGUAGCUGUAUUUUAGGAGCAUAGAAACAUAUCUUACUGACUAAACCUGAGUGGAACCCUUAUAAUUAGUCCUGCUGUAUUUUUGCACAAAAUAAUGAAUUGGUACUUGGGAGGAUUCUGUUUUUUGGCUGAAAAAAUUACCUUUAUUUUGAAACUAUAUCAUAUCUGUACUGAACUAAAAUGAUAGGCGUUAAUUUUGUAUUUCCAUUGCACUGGGUGUCAUGUAAAUAUGCAGAUGCUGAAUGUACUAUGGAUUGUGUCCGCAGUGAGCGUUUGGGUGGAUACAGUUUGUAAAUAUGCCAAUUAUACACCUCAUACAUUUGUCUGAUAUUGAGCUUGUGAAAUGAGGAUUACUUUUUACACAUUUAAUAAAAAAAAGUCUCUGAA